GUACGGCGUAUUAAUAGCCAAGUAUAGAGCGGUGGUGGGGCCGCGGUUGCUCCCGGGUGAAAAUAGAAAAGAAUGUUUUUGGAAUCCAAUUGGACUUGGUUGGCAGAACGAUGGGGCAAUAUGGCCGACUUGGCCGAGCGGGUGGACGAUCUGAUAUGCAGUUUCGACUCGACUGGUGAAACGACCAUGGAUACGCUAUCGAUGCUGAUAUUCGGCUGGAUGUUGUUCGGUCUGGUGGUGUUGUGCGUUGGCAAAUAUGUGUACAAUCGUUUCGUGCUGAACGAGCUCACCGCCGCCGCCACCGCCGCCGCUGCCACUGCCGCCGUCGCCUCAUCAUCAUCAUCGUCGUCGUCGUCACCGCAGCUCGGCAAGGAUAGUGGCCAUGAGAGUGUCGUGACGACGAGUACCGCUGGUACCAUUGUUGGAAGACUGUUUAACAAGUCCAAAUUGGUAUCACCGUCGUCAUCAUCAUCGCUCGUUAGUAGAUCUGGUACCGGUGGUGCAGGUGGUGGCGCGGGUACCAUUAGUGUUGGCAGUGGCGGCGGUGGUACCGUUAGUGCUGCUGCUGUUGCUGCUGCUGGCAGUGGUGGUGGUGGUGGUGGUGGUGGUAGUGGUACCAGUGCGGUAGCAGGUGCGAGAUCUCCGUCGCCGGGCUACGUGCCGCCCACGCCGCCGAUCAGGAAACGAUUGACCCGGAAGACCUCCGGUGCUUUCAUCAGCCCGUCUCGAAGUUCCAGGGCACUGCAUCUUCCGACCGCGACUGGCGCCGAUGCCGAGGCAGUGCGUUGGGUUAACGAACUGAUCGUGUGGCUUCAUCACGAUCUCGUCAUCCUCAAUGAACUCUUGGCCACUUGGGUGGUUUCCCUUAACGAUUUUACUGUCGGUUCCACGGACGAGCAUGGAGUUGGUGUCGAAUUCGUUCGUGUACUUCCAGAGACUUAUCCGCCAACCUUGUCAAAUAUCUUCUGCGAAUGUGAUUCGAAGGAUGAUGUGACUAUCACAUGCGACUGUGAGGCUACUCCAGCUUUACAGCUGAAAGCAUUUCGGCAACGAGGGGAUAAGGUAGACAUUAAUCAUUAUCGAGUCAAUGUCAAUCGUUUCCGAGCUCGUCUCAACGUCGUCUGUAUUACUGAGAAGAUGCUGAUCGAUCUGAAAUGUGAUGGUUGGCCUGAGGUAAAGAUUUCUCUAGCAGCAGUGGGUACAAUAAAGAAAGACUUGGACGAAAGCCAGUUACAAGAAGUGGUAACGGAAAUUGUGGUGGGUGCCCUGCGAGGCAUCAAUGUUCAUUUCAAUCUUUCUCAAUAUCCCACGUGUCCUCGAUUAUGGAGAGAGCCGCCUCCUCAGCCAGGCUUUUCAUAUCCUACACAUUACGACAGUGUAAAUUCAAUGGUACAUCAACCAUCGUCGCAUCAACGUCUUCAAGGACACUCCGUAUCCUCGCCUCCAAUGCAAUACGUACCUGGCGAGAGGCGUUUGCUUGUGAAGGUUGUAAGGGCUAUCGACCUCGGCGGUCAACAAGGAGCUGUGGAGCCUUACUGCGUCGUGGAGUUGGAUGAACCGCCGCAGAAGAAUCAGACUUCUAUAAAAAAAGACACAAAAAAUCCGCUGUGGGAUGAGGCAUUUUUAUUCGAUAUAAGCCAUAACACGAGCGAAGUGUUAUUAGAGGUGUUCGAUCAUGUCAACAAAAGUCAAAGAUUUUUGGGGCUAGGAAUCGUAGGCGUCGAGGAACUUGUCAUGAAUCCGAGUCAACGGCAAAUUAUACCUCUUCAGGCACGGCCAUACGAGCAAGAUGACAUUACAGGCACCCUCACGGUGGAGUUUUUGUUCAUCGAGGGUGCGGAGGUACCACAAAUUGGGACCAAGCCUUAUAAGGUCAAGGAGACGAUAAAGCCAGCCUCGCCGAGUCGAUCCUACAGUCAAAAUGUCAUCAGCAGCAAUAGUCUGAACUACAACAAUGGUAACAGUACACUUAUCUUGUACGACUCUGCCGCACAGUCGGAAGGGGAUUAUUUGACAAAUGGUAACAUUGUGGAUUCACCAUACAAAAGCGGGCAAACAAACGGUAAUAAGGGAACUUUGAUUGUACAUAGUCAGCAAAGGCAACCAGAACGGCAGAUUGUCAAGGUCGCUCUGAUGGAGACUGGAAACUGGCAAGAGAUAUCUCCGGAACACGGAACAAAAGAUGUCAAUGCUAUCUCAGGACCAGAAAGCACGCCUAAUUCCUCCAAUUCAGAAGAGAGAGGAAGAGCACGAAGAAAACGACGUGAUUUCUUUGGAACCAUAAAAAAACGACUGAGUCGAUCUAAAACGAGAAGCAGAUCAGUGGGUCCUGAAGGAGAAAUUAAUCACGAAGACGCUCAUUCGAGAUCCAUAUCUGCCGACAGAGCUCACGACCCUGGAUCUGUUCAUCUAUCGGUACCAGAACAAUCGAGACGAUCAAGUUUGAGUGAAGCUUCGGGUAUAAGCGGAACAUCUACGAGAACAUACGUCAAUGAAGCUUCCACGCUUGUUCUCGAAACUUUGGAGAACGGUAUAAAGAAACAUUACCUCGUACCACUUUCUCUCGCACAGAAAAGUAAAUGGAGAAAAAAAGGGAUAAAGCUGCACAUAUUUAACGAUCAUACAUUUAUCGCCAAGCACAUGGCAGGAGGAACAGUUUGCGAAAUAUGUAAAAGAACUCUUGCACGAAGGCUCGGUAAGCAGGGUUACGAAUGUAGGGAUUGUCAGAUGAAGUGUCACAAACACUGUCACGUGAAAGUCGAUACGACAUGUCCUACAUCCACUAUCCAAAGUAUCGAGUUGAUGUGCAUCAAGGUUCCUCCACUCGAACGAAAACCUUCUAUGCUUCUAUGUUCGCGAUAAUGUCGCGAUACAUUAAAUUUCGGACAUGCGACUUAUUUUUCAACUUAAGACAACACAAUGAUGAUCGUAAUCCAUUUCUAAAAGUUUCAUAUCUGUCACGUUUUAGUUCUUCCAUAUUCGAGAUGAAAAGAUUACACUAUAGAUUUACAAAAAAAUAUAUUUUUUUUAAUUAUUUUGAUCAGAUAAGAUGUUUCUUAUAGAUUUUUGGAUACAUCGAAAACGAUGCCAAAUUUCAGCACGUCACAGGCUUCCAAAAUAAUCCAAAUUUAAUGUAUCA
Molecule: messenger RNA, 3139 nt
Organism: Atta colombica
Lineage: Eukaryota; Metazoa; Arthropoda; Insecta; Hymenoptera; Formicidae
Exons: 16
Coding region: 73-2862 (929 amino acids)
Source: RefSeq, a predicted model, not a curated record